Messenger RNA from Macrobrachium nipponense, 3668 nucleotides. Its product is annotated as nucleolar and coiled-body phosphoprotein 1-like. NCBI's taxonomy places the organism in Eukaryota, Metazoa, Arthropoda, Malacostraca, Decapoda, Palaemonidae. The transcript has 4 exons. Bases 143 to 2905 code for a protein of 920 amino acids. The record is from RefSeq and is a predicted model, not a curated record.
UCUGUCACUGCACCUACGUGCCGAUGACGUGAACUGCUCGAAUUGUGUGUGUGUGUGUGUGUGUAACUAUUGGCACUUGGCUCUCGGGUAUACGCUGCCACAGUCGAUUUCGAACUUUCGUAGUGCGUGCCCGCAAAAGGACAUGGCACUGGUCUGGGUGUUUAUGGUGUCCCUGACCCUUGGAAGGGUUGCAGUGUCAAGACCUGACUUUUUGGGAGGAUCUUCACACCAUCAUGGACACCACCAUCACCACAAACCAAAUAGUGCACAUGGCUUGUCUUCUAGACAUACUUUUCCACCACCUUUGCCUUCUGUACAUGCUUCUACUAAAUUAGAUAUGCCUCAUGCUGAAUCUUCAGAAGAAGUUUCUGGGUAUGCUUACCCUGUGCCACACCUUUCAUUUGAUGCGUCAGCUUCUAGUAGCCUUGAAGUCCCAAAAGAAAGAGGACAGCAAUCCUCUGAGUCAUCAGAGGAAUUCUCAGGAUAUGCAUAUCCUGUUCCUUCAAUUUCAUUUGAUCCUUCUGCUGGAGCUGACCUUGCACCACCUGAAGAAGCCGAUUCCUCUGAAGAAUCUGAUGCUCUGGGCUAUGCAUACCCUGUUCCUGCAAAUUUCAUUGAUCCUUCUGCUGGAGCUGAUCUUGCACCCCCAAAAGAAACUGAUUCCUCUGAAGAAUCUGACGAACUUCUGGGCUACGCAUAUCCUGUUCCUUCAAUUUCAUUUUUUGAUCCUCUCGCUGAGCUGAUCUUGGCACCCCCUAAAGAAACUGAUUCCUCUGAAGAAUCUGGCGAACUUCUGGGCUAUGCAUAUCCUGUUCCUUCAAUUUCAUUUGAUCCUUCUGCUGGAGCUGAUCUUGCACCCCCUAAAGAAACUGAUUCCUCUGAAGAAUCUGACGAACUUCUAGGCUACGCAUAUCCUGUUCCUUCAAUUUCAUUUGAUCCUUCUGCUGGAGCUGAUCUUGCACCCCCUAAAGAAACUGAUUCCUCUGAAGAAUCUGACGAACUUCUGGGCUACGCAUAUCCUGUUCCUUCAAUUUCAUUUGAUCCUUCUGCUGGAGCUGAUCUUGCUAAACAGAAACUGAUUUUCUUGACCCAAAAAAGAAUCUGGAAAGAACUUCUUUUGGGCUACGCAUAUCCUGUUCCUUCAAUUUCAUUUGAUCCUUCUGCUGGAGCUGAUCUUGCACCCCCUAAAGAAACUGAUUCGUCUGAAGAAUCUGACGAACUUCUGGGCUACGCAUAUCCUGUUCCUUCAAUUUCAUUUGAUCCUUCUGCAGGAGCUGACCUUGCACCCCCUGAAGAGCCCGAUUCAUCUGAAGAAUCUGAUGAGCAACCUGGUUAUUAUCUUCCUGUGCCAGAUUCCUCAGGGAGAACCAAUUCAAAUCCAAGUGUUGCUGUGAAUCUCCCAACUGGAUAUACUUAUCCUGUCCCUGCUAAUCCAUUCACAAUUGAAAUCAGUGGUGGUCAUUCCACUACAAGCAUCAAAGAAGAUACCCCAACUAAUGGUUACUUGCCUCCACAACAGACUAGAAAAUUACGACCUUCAUCAAAUUUGGGCAAAGCAUCUCAGGAAGUUACCGCACAAAGAACAUUGCGCCCACAAGGGGCCAGAAGGAUAAUUCACGCACCAUCGUCAGAAUCCAGCCUUUUCCCAAGAUUGCACUCCUCUGUAUCUUCAAGACAAGGGUCAGUAUUCUUUGCACCAGUGGUAACAGAAACCCAACCUGCUCAAGUAUCUACAAGUCAAGCAACACCAUCAAGCAGGGUACCAAGUCGCCAGAAGGAAGAAGAUGAAACUUCACAUCAAGUCACAGUGAGCAUAACGCCUACUAAAUCAAACUUCAAUCCACUCGCUCACUUCCAGAUCGCAACUCACAGUUUCCAGCCCAAUUCAGCAGCAAAACAGCUUUCUAAAAAAUUCAACUCAAGAGCUGAAGCACACACUAAAGUUAGACAACUUGAACGAGAGGAAGAGAAAGGAAGUGAGGAAGAGGAAGAAGAAAAUAGAAGACAGUUUGUUGCACCGCCUGUCAUCAGUAGUAACUACGGUGCUCCUGUCAGAGGAGAAAUUACAAAAGAGAGACAUGAUUCUAGGGUGUCACUGUUUGCUCAAGGCCAUGAAUCAAGGAGUCUGGUUAGAAUAGAAGAAGAAGAAGAAGAAGAAGAAGAAGAAGAAGAAGAAGAAGAAGAAGAAAAAGAAGAAAGUGAUGAGAAUGAUGACUACGAAAUUCGACAUCCCCUCUUUCUUGUCUUAGGAAAUCGAAAAGUUAAAUCCCCUUCACGAGAGUAUGGACAACCAGCUCAGCCUACUGGUGAUCAAGGAAGUUUCGAGAGCAACAGAGCACUCUUUUUACCAUUCAUUAAUGGUAAGGAAAAUGAUGACAUCUCCAUAGACAACCUUCGCCUUCCUCUAUCUGUGGUGCCAGGCUUAGGCAAAAUUGAUGACCUCAGGCUUAUCAGAAUGAAUGACCAGCUCACUGGGUACGUGGCCAAUUUGGAUCGCCCAAAGACAACAGAGUUCAUUCAGCUUCUUACUCAGCACAUAGAGGAAGGUGAUGACAGUAGUAGUAGUAGUGAGGAAGAUGAUGAUGAUGAUGAUGAAGAUGAGGGAAUCAGAAAACACUUUGAGACAUUCGGUAGCAUUCAUGCAACCUCAUCCAGACACCAGUCCAGUGCUGCAACAAAUCUUUUCGAUAUGUCUUCUAGGUCUUCCACUAUAAACCAGGCUACACAGGUCAACAGCCAGUACAACCUUCCACCUCGGCCAGUCUCGAGGACUGCUCCAUCAAGUCCUCAGGCAACAGAACAAGAAGAAUCAGCGCAAGUUCCAGUAGCGGCUAGGCGUAGAGUACCUUUCUCUAGGGCGUUCCGAAACUCUCAGUUUGGAAGGACAGCUAUUUAUGGUAAUUAACAGACUAAGACAGACAUCAGCAUCUGUUUAGCAGCCUACUGAAAAAGGAUCUCUGAGUCAUGGUACUGGAAUACCAGACUUAUUCUUUCAGGUUUCCCUACCAUCAAAGUUCAUCAUGGCAGACUCAAAGAAUAAUAGUACCAUGUUUUUGGUAGAGUAAGAUGCCUUUGUGCAUUUAUGAUGGCUAAGAAAAUCACUUUUCACUAUGUAUGAAAUUGCUCCAUACCUAUUCUUCAAUGGAAAACAAAACUAAAACCUCCUACAGAGCAUUCCUUAACAUAUGCAUACACCAUAAUAGUUGCUUUUACAAAAUAUUUUUAAAACCAGCACGUUUUGAGCUAUGAAAUAUGAACUGAAUCCUAAAAUCAUCAAAAUAAAUCUUCCAGAAUCUGUGCAUCACAAUAACACUUUUAAACGAGAACAAAAUACCUGGUGAAACUUAGAAAUCAGAAAUGAAUAUUCAAGAAGUAAAACUUGCCUUAUGAAUUGUGUGCGUAUGACAAUCAUGGCAUCUACUUUCCACAACUGCUUAGAUACAUUUUCCACAAGCAACAGAGGUGUUUCUACUGAUAAUUAACACUAACUACCAAGAUUCAAUGCUUUUGCUGGAACAUGAAACUUUUCACUUGCAAACCAUACAAUCUGUCCGAAUGGCUACAUUUGUGAAGAUGAUUUGAUCUAAUUUUUAAAGGUGAUUUUAUAUAAGUUAUUUAUGACUAUUUAUUACUUUAUGCAAUAAUAAAAGGUACCACUUAUAAAAAAU